Molecule: messenger RNA, 1631 nt
Organism: Daucus carota subsp. sativus
Lineage: Eukaryota; Viridiplantae; Streptophyta; Magnoliopsida; Apiales; Apiaceae
Product: UDP-glycosyltransferase 87A1-like
Exons: 2
Coding region: 50-1504 (484 amino acids)
Molecular function (GO): UDP-glucosyltransferase activity
Source: RefSeq, a predicted model, not a curated record
GACUAAAAAUGAGUGAGACUAAAUUUUUAAUGAUGAAGAUUGAGGAAACAUGACGAAGAAAUGGAAUUUCCCAAUAUAUAAGCUCCCUAAAUAUCAUCUGAUUUCUCAUCGAUCUUUACAACUUACGAGAAUGGGGUCGACGUUAGGGUUGGAAGCAGCUCUCACUGCUCACUUGGUGGCCAUACCAUUUCCAGGCAGAGGCCAUAUCAACCCUAUGAUAAACUUCUGCAAGAUGCUAGCAACUAAGCAACCUCAUUUUCUCAUUACCCUGAUUGUUACCGAAGAGUGGCUCGGUUUCUUAAGCUCUGAGACCAAGCCACCGGACAACAUUCAGUUCCAAACUAUCCCCAAUGUCAUUCCUUCUGAGCUGGUUCGUGCUGCGGAUCAUCCUGGCUUCAUCAAAGCUACUUCUACAGAAAUGAAAGCUCCUGUUGAGCUGGUCAUAGAGGGCCUUCAGCCUAAGCCAGUGGUUAUAUUAUACGAUCCUUUUUUAACUUGGGGCUUGAGUAUACAGGGGAAUAUUCCUACAGCCGCGUUUUGGCCAAUGUCAGCUACGGCGUUCUCCAUGGUCUUGCACUACCAUCUUCUCUGUCAAAAUCGCCAUUUGCCUCUACUCAAUUUAUCAGAACAAGGAGAAACUCAGAUAGAUUACAUUCCUGGGGUACCAUCAACACGAAUUCUUGAUCUUCCAACGCCAUUCUAUGGAAAAGGUCAACAAGUCCUGUACAAAUGUCUUGAAGCUGUUUCAUGUGCACAAAAAUCAAACCAUCUUCUGUUUUCUUCGAUCUCUGAUCUUGAAGAACAAGUUAUCAAUUCUCUCAAAAGUCAGCUUUCACUGCCAAUCUACAAUAUUGGUCCUGCCAUACCGUACUUCCAAAUCAAAUCCACUACAUGUAAUAACCAAGGUGUGCCCGGUUAUAUCAAAUGGUUAGACAAUCAAGCAGAAAACUCUGUUUUGUACAUUUCUCAGGGAAGCUUUCUUUCUCUCUCCGAUGAUCAGGUGAAAGAAAUUGUCGCUGGAAUUCAUGAUGCUGGUGUGCAUUAUUUAUGGGUUACACGCAUAGAGGCAUCUAAAAUUAAUGGUGGUAAUUCUGAUAGGGGAAUGGUUGUGCCAUGGUGUGACCAACUGAGGGUCUUAUCUCACCCUUCCGUGGGAGGCUUCUGGACGCAUUGUGGAUGGAAUUCGACUAAAGAAGGUGUCUUUGCUGGUGUGCCAAUGAUAACUUCACCAUUGGCGUGGGAUCAAGUUCCCAAUAGUAAGAUGAUUGUUGACGAUUGGGGGGCUGGUUGGAGAGUGAAGAGAGAAACAGGGGUCGAAACACUGAUGAAAAGGGAUGAAAUUACUAUGCUUGUAGAGAGGUUCAUGGACUUGGAAAGUGUUGAAGGAAAAGAACUAAGGAAAAGAGUGAAACAACUCAAGGAGAACUCUCAAAAAGCUACUGCACAAGGUGGAUCAGCUGAUCAUGCAAUUCAUGCUUUCAUUAGGGACAUAACAAAAUAUUAAAACCACUAGGCAAGUUACUUAUCUAUCGUAACCUUUAUUGUGAAUGUAUCCAAUGAUGAUGUGGGAGAAGACAUGUAAUUUUUAUUCUGAUGAUGUGGGAGUAGACAUGUAGUUUUAAUUUUUAUCA